Molecule: messenger RNA, 1266 nt
Organism: Emiliania huxleyi CCMP1516
Lineage: Eukaryota; Haptophyta; Isochrysidales; Noelaerhabdaceae
Exons: 3
Coding region: 1-1266 (421 amino acids)
Biological process (GO): peroxisome fission; regulation of peroxisome size
Cellular component (GO): peroxisomal membrane
Source: RefSeq, a predicted model, not a curated record
AUGGAGGUCGAUCUUCGGUCCGGCCAGCGCCGCGAGUUCGUUGCCGCCGAAGAAAUUCCGGCAGAGGGCUCCUCCGAUCAGCCCCACCGCCAAGUCCGCCGCCGGCGCAAGAGCGGCGAGGUGCUCAUGGCGAGGCAGGCGACCGUCGGCGCUGGCCUGAAUCAGCUCGAUUCAAUGAUUGGCGAGAUGUACGACAUCAAGCGGGCGACUCUUCCGACCACAAGGUCAGUGGGACACCGCUCAGCCGCCUCCUUUCUGCUGACCUCGGCGCUCGUGCUGGCGCUCAGCGUGCUGCUUCCCAUGGUCACACACCCACGCGAGCUGCUCGAGGCCGCGGGCUGGCAGCCGUCGGUGUGCGACGACUCAUGCGUGCACGCCAACGACGGCGCGUGCGACGACGGCGGCGCCUGCCGGGACGGCUCCGACUGCGGAGCAUGCGGCGCCCGCGAGGCGUCCCUUCCGGUCCCGAGCUGGGCGGUCAUCGUCGCCUCACUGGUGUCAAUUGCCGUGCUCUCGCUCGGCGUGAGCACGGUGGGCGAGAUGGCGCGGUCUGCUGGCGGCUCGUGGGGGCGCGUGCCGCUGACGGACGCCACGCUGGGCACGGCCGUGCUCAACAAGUUUGCAAACAGCGCGCAGGUGCGCGAGAAGGGGCUCAAGGUGCUGCAGUACGUGCUCAAGGCAGGCGCCUACUCGCGCCUCUUCUCUGCGGGCCUGACGAAGCAGCUCAAGGACCUCUCCAAGGCAACCUCGACCGCGCGCCGCUUCUUCAAGUUUUGCCGCUGGGUCAAGCACUUUGAGGACCGCGACCUGAGCGAGGCGCGCGAUCAGAGCGACCGCGUGAUGCGCCUCCUGCUGUAUUUCCGCGUCGCGGCCAACUUCGGCGCCGACUGGGCGGAGGAUGUCUGCUCGCUCGAGCGCGUCGGCAUCCUGCCCGCGGGCACGCUGAGCGUUGAGUUCAUGCUCUUCGCAGAGUACUGCCAGCUCGCGCUCGCCCUCGUCGAGAUUUGGGUCACGUCGGCCCGGGCGAGAAGGGAGGCCGAGCUGUCGCUGCUCGCCGAGGAGGCGGGCGUCGCCGCGCCCAAGCUCCUCUCGCAGCAGCGCAAGCUCGCCCUCGUGCGGCUCGAGCUGGUAAAGUUCGUGUCAGACGUCGGCAAGGCCAUCUUUGACUGCGAGCUCUACUUCGCGCACGAGGGUGUCUUCAUUGGCUGCGCUCUCUUCUCCGGCAUCCUCUCGACGCACAAGAACAUGUUCAAGAUUCUGAAGUGA